AUGGCUUCAUUUAACAGGAAUGUAGAUAUGGGUGGUUUAGAGAGUGAUACAGAAGGGUAUUGUAGUAUGUUAGUUAAUCCAGUCCACUCUGAAGCUGUGGUUAGUUUAAGCAGUGUUCAACCUGGACUCUGUUUAUCUGGCAGCAAGGAUAAGAGUGUGAUAUUGUAUGACUAUUUAAACAAAAGACAAGAAGAUAAAUGGACGGGUCAUGAACGAGAGAUAACAAAGGUGUGCUAUGGAUCAAGUUGUUUAGGAGUGUUCAGUGCUUCCAGAGAUAAAACCAUAAAAAUGUGGCAGAGAGGGAGUUCCCAUGUUGUUAGGGAAUUUAUUGGUCAUGAUUUAGUUGUUACAGCCAUUCAUGCCAAUAGUGAUACUACCAGACUAUGUUCAGGGUCUCGAGAUAAUACAGUAAAGAUCUGGGAUGUAGAAACAGCUAAAUGUUUAGUUCAGAGUAAUAUUCCACAAAAUCUGGUUACAGAUGUAAAAUGGAUACCGAAUACAGAACAGAUUUUACAGACUGGAGAAGAUAAAGAAGUAAGAAUAUUUGACAGUAGAAAUAUGGAUGUAGUAUAUAAUUUUAUUAAGAAACAAUAUAUUCAGAUGGCUUGUGAUAUAACUACAGAUGGUACAUACUGUUUAACAUGUAGUAAUGGUUUUACAGGCAAUGGUUGUGAGGCUAGUCUAUGGGAUUUAAGAAACAAAAAGUUACUUCAUGAGUUCAAUGGUCAUCUUGAAGCAAUUGAGUCCUGUAUAUUUUUACCCAAUCAAAGUCUAGUUGCAACAGCAUCUCGGGACUGCUCUGUUAAAGUAUGGAACAGAGACACACAAGAAUGUAUAACAGAGUGGUGUUUUGAUGGCUCUGGACCAUUGACUUCAGUUAUAGCUUAUGAAGAUAACAGUAUUUUGGUUGGAACAUUUAACCAAGGUAUACAGGUAUUAGAGAUGGUGAAUGAUAAACUGAUAUUGAGGUCCUCCUACUGA
Molecule: messenger RNA, 981 nt
Organism: Lottia gigantea (owl limpet)
Lineage: Eukaryota; Metazoa; Mollusca; Gastropoda; Lottiidae
Exons: 10
Coding region: 1-981 (326 amino acids)
Molecular function (GO): protein binding
Source: RefSeq, a predicted model, not a curated record